Gadus morhua (Atlantic cod) is the source of this 5844-nucleotide messenger RNA. It is a transcript of the gene stag1a, whose product is annotated as STAG1 cohesin complex component a. The transcript has 32 exons. Gene Ontology annotation, molecular function: chromatin binding. The record is from RefSeq and is a predicted model, not a curated record. Bases 378 to 4166 code for a protein of 1262 amino acids. Lineage: Eukaryota; Metazoa; Chordata; Actinopteri; Gadiformes; Gadidae. Gene Ontology annotation, cellular component: chromatin; nucleus; cohesin complex. Gene Ontology annotation, biological process: sister chromatid cohesion.
CGCAACUGCAUUACAGCGAGAAAAAUACCACCAGAUGGCAGUUUAGGAUUGCUGCUCUUCUCCAAGGCGCGGUUCCGCUCGCACGGCCAAUUUUCAAUAUUAAAAUACGCACAAUAUUAAAACAAAUAUCGACUUAUAAUUUCGGAAGUUGAUAAUUGAGCCAGCGAUGGUCGUUAAAGGGCGUGGAGAUUGUUAAGCUGCAGUGCGAGCAUCUUUCUCAUCGAGUAGACCCCAAACGAAGACCACCCCCUCCCCUUCCCCCUUCCAGUCACACCGCCAUCUCAACUUUGCUUCCUGACGACGACCCCGACGACGGGCACACACACCCAAACACACACACAGCUUGCAGAUCGUGCCGCGACCCCUGAUUGGCCAGGAUGAUCACCUCCGAGCUCCCCGUCCUGCAGGACUCGUCCAACGAGUCGGCGGCCCCCGACGCCGUCAGCCUGAGCAUGAGCAUGAGCGAGAUCGAAGACCCCGAGGUGAAGGGGAAGAAGAAGAGGGGGAGGCCCGGGAAGCAGCAGCAGUCGGCCACUAAGAAACCCCGGAAGUCUCCGACGGACAAGGCUGUGGGCGUGACCCGAGGGCGAGGGAAAGCCAAUGGCGUGGCCGUACACAACGGGGAGGGCGGGGAACCAGUCACCCUGUUUGAAGUGGUCAAACUGGGCAAGAGCGCCAUGCAGUCUGUUGUGGACGACUGGAUCGAGUCGUACAAACAGGACCGGGACAUAGCGCUGCUGGACCUCAUUAACUUCUUCAUUCAGUGCUCUGGCUGCAAGGGAACGGUGCGGAUCGAGAUGUUCCGGAACAUGCAGAACGCUGAGAUCAUCCGCAAGAUGACGGAGGAGUUCGACGAGGACAGCGGCGACUACCCACUCACCAUGCCCGGCCCCCUGUGGAAGAAGUUCCGCUACAACUUCUGCGAGUUCAUCUGCGUGCUGAUUCGCCAGUGCCAGUACAGCAUCAUCUACGACGAGUACAUGAUGGACACGGUCAUCUCACUGCUCACGGGGCUGUCGGACUCCCAGGUGCGGGCCUUCAGACACACGUCCACGCUGGCAGCGAUGAAGCUGAUGACGGCGCUGGUGAACGUGGCGCUGAACCUCAGCAUCCACCAGGACAACACGCAGCGGCAGUACGAGGCCGAGAGGAACAAGAUGGCCGGCAAGAGGGCCAACGAGAAGCUGGAGCUGCUACUACAGAAGAGGAAGGAGCUCCAAGAGAACCAGGACGAAAUCGAGAACAUGAUGAACUCCAUCUUCAAGGGCAUAUUCGUCCAUCGCUACAGGGAUGCCAUUGCAGAGAUCCGCGCCAUCUGCAUCGAGGAGAUCGGUGUGUGGAUGAAGAUGUACAGCGACGCCUUUCUCAACGACAGCUACCUGAAAUACGUGGGCUGGACUCUGCACGACCGGCAAGGCGAGGUGCGUUUGAAGUGUCUGAAGGCACUGCAGAACCUGUACACCAACAGAGAACUGUUCCCCAAGCUAGAGCUCUUCACCAACCGCUUCAAGGACCGCAUCGUAUCGAUGACCCUCGACAAGGAGUACGACGUGGCUGUGGAGGCCAUCCGAUUGGUCACCCUGAUCCUGCAGGGGAGUGAGGACGCUCUGUCCAAUGAGGACUGCGAGAACGUGUACCACCUGGUCUACUCCGCCCACCGGCCCGUGGCGGUGGCCGCCGGAGAGUUCCUCCACAGGAAGCUCUUCAGCCGCCACGACCCCCUGGCCGAGGAGGCCCUGGCCAAGCGGCGAGGCCGCAGCAGCCCCAACGGGAACCUCAUCCGCAUGCUGGUGCUCUUCUUCCUGGAGAGCGAGCUCCACGAGCACGCUGCCUACCUGGUGGACUCUCUGUGGGAGAGCUCCCAGGAGCUGCUGAAGGACUGGGAGUGUAUGACGGAGCUGCUGCUAGAGGAGCCCGUCGGGGGAGAGGAGGUGUUGUCAGACAGGCAGGAGAGUGCUCUGAUAGAGCUGAUGGUUUGUACCAUCCGCCAGGCCGCCGAAGCCCACCCACCGGUCGGCAGGGGCACCGGGAAGCGCGUGCUGACAGCGAAGGAGAGGAAGACGCAGAUAGAUGACAAGAACAAACUGACGGAGCACUUCAUCAUGGCGUUGCCGAUGCUGCUGUCCAAAUACCAGGCGGACUCUGAGAAGGUGGCCAACCUGCUGCAGAUCCCGCAGUUCUUCGACCUGGACGUGUACAGCGCCGGGCGCAUGGAGAAGCACCUGGACGCGCUGCUGAAGCAGAUCCGCCUGGUGGUGGAGAAGCACAUCGAGGCGGACGUGCUGGAGGCCUGCAGCAAGACCUACAGCAUCCUGUGCUCGGAGGAGUACACCAUCAUGAACCGCGUGGACAUCGCCCGCUCGCAGCUCAUCGACGAGAUGACGGACCGCUUCGCCCACUCGGUGGAGGAGCUGCUGCAGGAGGCGGAGGAGGCCGACGACGACGACAUCUACAACGUCCUCGCCACCCUCAAGAGGCUCACCGCCUUCCACAAUGCCCACGACCUGACCCGCUGGGACCUGUUUGGGAACUGCUACCGGCUGCUGAAAGCGGGCAUCGAGCAGGGAUCCAUGCCCGAGCAGAUCGCCGUACAAGCCCUCCAGUGUUCCCACUACUCCAUCCUCUGGCAGCUGGUGAAGAUCACCGAGGGAGCCCCCAGCAAGGACGACCUGCUGGCUCUCAGGAGAGUGGUGAAGUCCUUCCUGGCAGUGUGUCAGCAGUGUCUUUCCAACGUCAACACGCCCGUCAAAGAACAGGCCUUCAUGCUGCUGUGUGACCUGCUGAUGAUCUUCAGCCACCAGCUGGUGUCGGGGGGCCGGGAGGGUCUCCAGCCGCUGGUCUUCAACCCAGACUCCACCCUGCAGAAUGAGCUGCUCAACUUCGUGCUGGACCACGUGUUCAUCGACCAGGAUGACGAGAACCAGAGCAUGGAAGGAGACGAGGAGGAUGAGGCGAACAAGAUCGAGGCGCUGCACAAGAGGAGGAACCUGUUGGCGGCCUUCAGCAAACUCAUCAUCUACGACAUCGUAGACAUGCCCGCCGCCGCCGACAUCUUCAAACACUACAUGAAGUACUACAACGACUACGGUGACAUCAUCAAGGAGACGCUGAGCAAGACGAGGCAGACGGACAAGAUCCAGUGUGCCAAGACGCUCAUUCUCAGCUUGCAGCAGUUGUUCAACGAGCUGCUCCAGGACCAGGGGCCCAACCUGGACCGGACCUCGUCCCACGUCAGCGGCAUCAAGGAGCUGGCCCGCCGCUUCGCCCUCACCUUCGGCCUGGACCAGAUCAAGACCAGGGAGGCCGUCGCCACACUACACAAGGACGGUAUCGAGUUUGCCUUCAAGUUCCAGAACCCCCGUGGAGCAGAGCUGCCCCCCAUCAACCUGGCCUUCCUGGAGGUCCUCAGCGAGUUCUCCUCCAAGCUGCUGCGGCAGGACAAGAAGACUGUCCACUCGUACCUGGAGAAGUUCAUGUCGGAGACGAUGUCGGAGCGCCGGGAGGACGUGUGGCUGCCGCUCAUCUCGUACCGCAACAGCCUGCUGACGGGCGGCGACGAGGGAGACCGCAUGUCCGUCACCUCGGGCUCCAGCAGCAAGACGGGCUCGGUGCGCAGCAAGAAGGGCCGGCCGCCGCUGCACAAGAAGCGCAUCGAGGAGGAGAGCAGCGUGGAGGGCUCGUGGCUGAUGCGCAGCGACACCACCUUGCAGACCCCCGGACCCCUACAGCCCCCCCAGCUCACCUCGACCGUGCUGCGGGAGAACCGGGCCGCCGAACACCUGCCGGACCCCGACUCAGAACCGGGCUCCGAGAACGACUUCGUACACAAUCCUCAGAUGCAGAUGUCGUGGCUGGGCCAGCAGAAGAUGGACGACAGCAGCAGGAAAGAUCGCUCGGGCAUGAGCUACAUCAAGUCACGCAGCAACCAGGGCGUCCGACAGACCGUACGCGGUCUGAUGGAGGAUGACGCCGAGCCCAUCUUCGAGGACGUGAUGAUGUCAUCGCGGGGUCAACUGGAGGACAUGAACGAGGAGUUUGAGGACACCAUGGUGAUCGACCUGCCACCGUCUCGGAACAGACGCGAGCGGGCGGAGUUGAGACCAGACUUUUUCGACUCUGCGGCGAUGAUCGAGGACGAGUCGGGAUUCAGCAUGCCAAUGUUCUGAGAAGGGGAUUCAACGAUCCUGAAAAAGGAAAAAGAUUCCAGUGCGCAGCACGGUGAAGAAUGGGUUGUCUUUUUGGGGAGGGAGGGGGGGGGGGGGGGGGGGAGAUCCUGAAUCAGCUGCCAAACUCUUUAUAAGACUAUAUGCGACACCGGUUGAGUACUUUUUCCAGGUUCCCGAGACUUUUCUUCUCGUACUUUACAACAAGAUGGCUGCCACUAAGUGUCGAAGGGGGUUGGGGGGGCUGGGGGUCAUCCUCUGAUGAUGACUCUUGGAUUGGACGGAAGAUGAUCGCAACAGACCAGGAUUGGCUCCUUUUCUGAACCCGCCCCCAGCCCCGACCCCCUCCAGUCAAGACUAUCAAAAUGGGGGCGGACCUUCAUCUAUCUCCCCGUUCUCCUCCUGCUCCUUCCAAGUGCAUUGGUGAAACUCUCUGGUAGCCGGCUUUGGGACUGUUGACCAAUGUUUUGGUGCGUCCCGUUUUACCGUCCCCUGCUCCACCAAUGCAGAGGCCAUUGGUUCCUGGCAGUGACCCUCCCCACCCCAACAGAUGUUUUUGAUUUGUUCCCCCCUGGUGUCUCUCUCUAACCCUUCUGUUUUCGUCCAACAGGGGGACCCGAGAACAGUAGUAAAUGUGAUCUAUCUUUUCCCCCUCGCCCUCUGUUUGCCAUCCGAUCCCUUGUCUGUGGUGGUUGGUGUGUGAAGUGUAUUGUGUUGGUUACAUUUUUGGUUAUUUAGAUGUACACACUCAUACACAGGCAUUUGCGCACCAAGGUGAAUGUCCCCCCCCCCCCUUAUAGACUGACAUUGAGAAUUUGUGUAAUUGUGUUGUGCUCGAAGGAAAAUUGAGUGUUGUGAUUGGAUGAGAAAGAAACGCUCACACUGAUCUUGGACAAAAGCUCCGCCCUGUUUAAAGCGCACCACCCCGAACCAAGACUUUUGAAGGGAAAAUGUUUUAAAAAAAAAAACAAACAUAUUUUGAAUUCUGUAGCUUUAGUACAAACGUUUUAAAUCAAGUGUUUUUUCCGUUGUCUGUUUGUACAGCUCUUUGUUGAAUAUCUUGUUGCCAAAUUGUGGCCUACAUACUUAUACCCGAACCCUUUUUGUUACUAACGUAAAAGCAGACACUGUUGCUAUGGGAUACCAGGGGAGCCAAAGUGCUGUAUGUUUUGAUUGUAGCCAUCUCAACGACUCAUCCUUUUAUUCUGAUUUCUCUCGCCCGGUUCCGAAUCCUCACGUGAUCGGUUAGCGGUGGAAGCUUAGCUAACGUUUGGCACGUUCAACCGAAAUCGUUGCUCAUAUCGCACACAAAAUGUCAACAGGGUGAACAGAUCCAGUGUACAACAACCCGUUUCAGCUUUAGACGUAAACGGUUCAUAUAUUUAUAUAAAAUAUAUAUAAUAUAUGUAGAGCAAAACGAUUGGUGCGUGCCAUUGUUUUCUGAUGGAUUUGUCCACUGGUUUGACUGUUUACGACGAAUAUUACCGCAACCCACUGUUGGUGCAAUCAAUCAAGUGAUCAUGUGUUCCCUGUGGCAGGUUUGGCAGUCCUGUAGAUAUCAAUUUGAUUGGGUCUUUAUGCUGCACAAUUAACGUCACCCGUUCUUAAAUACUCUAAAAGUACAUCUUUUCUGCCAACUUAAAUUCUUUUUAAUAAAAUAAAAUCUGUAAUCAAUUCCUGA